Molecule: messenger RNA, 573 nt
Organism: Paramecium pentaurelia
Lineage: Eukaryota; Ciliophora; Oligohymenophorea; Peniculida; Parameciidae
Source: the annotation of a GenBank genome assembly
AUGAAUUUAGAUUAAGCAUUCACAUUUGGUUAAGAUUGUUAUAAUCAAGAUUAAAUAAAUCCAUCUAAGCAUCCUAAAAUUAGUAAAAAAUCACCAUUUUAUUCAAUUGUAAAACCAACAACGUAUUUUUUGUUAAAAUAAAAAAGAUCUUAAAAAAAUUAUAGAAUUAAGGAUACAUCUGUUUAAUAAUUAGCAUAGACAAUAUAAAAAAAUACAAAUAAGGAGAAUUAUAAUUCUCAUUAAUGUAAUGUUGUGUUACCUAAACAUACACGUAAUCCUACAGAUCUUAAUUUGAUAAGAUUUGACACAUCCCCAAAUUCUUAAUUAGAAAUUUCAAACAAUUCAAGAGGAAAUAAUUCAAAAUAAGAAAAUUAACGAAGAUUAUCAUUCAAUACACCUAAUCAAACUAUUAGAACUUCAUUACCACCUGUUAAUAAUAAUGAAAAAUAUAAAAAGAUAGCCAUAUAAAUGAAGGAACUCAUUUAAUAAUAGAAAUAUAACUAUGAAAUUGGAGAUUAUGAAUAAUUAGAGUUUAUUUUUUAAAAGCUCAAUUUACUAUGUGAUUAAUUAUGA